Cherax quadricarinatus is the source of this 341-nucleotide messenger RNA. The record is from RefSeq and is a predicted model, not a curated record. NCBI's taxonomy places the organism in Eukaryota, Metazoa, Arthropoda, Malacostraca, Decapoda, Parastacidae.
UGUGAGGCUCACUCUCUCACAAGUAACACCAGGUAUUAGCAGACUCACUCUCUCACAAGUAACACCAGGAUCAGUUCUGCUGCGCUGGGAAGACAUGUUAACAAUGCGUUCACUGGCUUGUACUACAGCACUUCUAGUGUUGGUGCUGCUGCCUCUAACUCAGUCGACGUCUCAGUGUGCACAGGCUUGUAUCGCGCUGUACGCUCCUGUGUGUGGCACUGAUGGAGUCACCUACAGCAAUUCUUGCUUCUUGGGCAUUGCGGCUUGCGAGAACCCUCAACUUAAUCUACGCAUCGCCCAUCAGGGCAAAUGUCGUAAGUUUUGACAGUUGUGUAACUGUU